Messenger RNA from Moneuplotes crassus, 1859 nucleotides. The record is from the annotation of a GenBank genome assembly. Lineage: Eukaryota; Ciliophora; Spirotrichea; Euplotida; Euplotidae.
UAUUAGAUGAGUAAGGAUGGAAGAUGAGAAAACUGGAGAGACGUUAGUCUCAACCUCGACCCCUCACCACGCAAGGUCAAACAUUCAAGAUCGAAUGUCAGGAAUGUUAAAUUUGCACCAAAAUUAGUCCGGCUUGAUAAAUCACCUAAAUAAAACCAGAAGAGCACGGAAAAUACUUAAGAAGCCAGGGGAAUCAGGAAGCCGAAUCCGAGGGGUUAAUUAUCAGCUUAUUAAACUAUGAGAGGAGGUUUAUGAGACGAACCAGAUCGAAACGACACUGAAAAGUCCUCUAAAUGACAAAUUACUACAUACCCAGAAAAGCCGAUCAAAUAAAGUUAAGAAGGAGGCAAAGGUGUUUCAAGAAAUUAUUAGUGUCAGAAAGGAGAAACGGCUCAAAAGAAUCGCUCAUAAAAAGAAGUUGGUUGUUAAAAUCUCUCCUGAAAGGAACAUCUGUGAGCAAGGAAGUAGCUCCUCAUUCAUUCAAGACGAGAAUGAAGAUGAGGUGAGAAUCCAAAAUAGGGAGCAAACACCUACAUUUAAAAAUAAGAAAAAGCUACGCAAAGUGUCAAAUAUUAAAAAUUCGUUUUCAUUAAGAGUUUCGAAAAAGACUCAAAGGAAGAGGCCAAAGUACAAGAAAUCCAGGAUUUCAGAAAGUGAGCACGAUUUCUCCUCAAACAGAGAGUAUUCUGAAGAGCAAGGGAGGAAAGCAAACAACUUAUUCUCGAAUCAUUGUAUCACAAAUUCUGUGUUAACCAAGCCUGAAACCAAGAUCGUAGACAUUUCGAAGUCCACUUUGUCAUCCUUGAAACAAUCUAGAGCAAAGAGCAUCAUGAAUUCGGGAAAGAACCGAAGAUAUGUUGAUGCAUCUCUUGCGUCUGGAGAGUCUAGCUGGAAUUCCGAAACCAUGAGCAUUCUUCACAGUGUGAAACCAAGAAAGUAUGGCAAGCUUGAUGGCGAAAAGAAACUGGAAAGUAUAUUUAAAAUAUAUAACCGGAAGGAUAUGAUCUCUAAAGUUAACUCAUUAAGGAAGAAUAACCACAAGGAGAACUUCAGAAGUAACCAUUUUAAGGUGACUACCCCUAGUGAAGACGAAUAUGAUUCCUCCUACUUGGGGAAGCUAGGACGAAGCAAGAAUAAAAUCAAUACUUCGUUGAAUAGUUUCAAAUAAAAGAUCGAAUAAUUUAAUUCCAGAAGUGAUUGAAGGUGAGAUGAGUCAAGACGCUACACCUAACAGCAGUUCGAAGAAAAUCAAGAAUUUUCAUGUCAAUGAAGAUCAUUCUGAAUCUCUGAGGAAGACUGUUCAUAAUUUUAACGAAGCCACUCAGAUUAGUUCUGAUGAAGCUAGACACCAGCUUGUGAGAAAAGCUACUCACACAAGUAAAAAUAGAAGGAUGUUAAAAACUUAUAUGAACAAUAACAUGCAAAUGAAGACAUUCGUACCUCUUCGAUCACAGCAAAUGACAGCCAGCGAAGUUAAGAGCAAUAUUCAGGAAGAUGAUUCUUACCUCCCGGCUGAGACAAAGACUUUGAAUUCUCGAGAGAGUCCUGAUAAUCACCUCUCAAAAAUAUAUGUACGCUCAGGGUAUCAUGAAAGAGGAACUUUUAGGAACGCUCAUUUACAUAAGAAUAACUGUAGCCUCCAGAGGUCGAUUCCUAGGAACGAAUAUAUGCCGUCUUCACUCUGAGGGAACAGCUAUAUGGAUUUGAGUAAACCCUUGUUUCAUAAAAGGCACUUGGAGUAAGCUCCAAACGAUCAGAUACAAUAAGUGCUACCAAAUCUGGUAGGCAUAUUUAAAACAAAUCUCAUGUCCCAAUAGAACCUGAGGGAUACUUAUUAAUUGUUGAUUUUAACUAAUCUU